UUGCCAGGGCCGCGCGGUUGCCAGGGCCGCGGUUCGGCGCGGUGGCGGCUCUGCCGCCCUCCUGUCCGGCCCGCCGCCUGCCCGGGGCCAUGGUGAAGCUCGCUGCCAAGUGCCUGCUGGCAGGAGAUCCAGCUGUGGGGAAGAGUGCUUUAGCCCAGAUGUUUCGGAGUGAUGGGGCUCAUUUUCAGAAGAACUACACACUGACAACGGGCAUAGAUCUGUUGGUAAAGGCUGUAUCGGUUCCAGAGACAAGUGAUAGUGUGGAAUUCUUCAUUUUUGACUCUGCAGGAAAAGAUCUAUUUUCUGAGAUGCUGGAGAAACUGUGGGAGCAACCCAAUGUUCUGUGCCUUGUGUAUGAUGUCACUAAUGAGCAAUCUUUCAACAACUGUACCAAAUGGUUGGAGAAGCUGAGGGCUCAAGCAGUUGGGGUGCACAUCCCAGGUGUCUUAGUGGGGAAUAAAACAGACCUAGCUGAUCGCCGAGUUGUGGAGCAGAAAGAAGCACAGAAGUGGGCUGAGAAACAUGGCCUGGAAUACUGUGAGAUAUCAGUGAAGGAGAUGAAAAAUUUUGAGGCCCCUUUCCACAUCCUGGCAAAGUUAUUCCACCAACUCUACAAAGAGAAAGUGGAAACUUUUCACUCACUAGCCUGACUGGUAUGACUUAUUUAUCCUCUAAGCUUCUUCUGGUGCCUAGAAUACUGCUGGAUGGAAUACAGAGAGAAGAAAAAAGAUGAGCUAUUUGCUUCUUCAUGGUCAUCUUCUGGUAAUUCAAAAUAAACUAGAAAUAAGCAAGUGGAAAGACACUCUUCUGAAGUUGCUACCUCAGCAUUCCUUUCAUGUCCUCUAACUUAGUUCUCUGCUCACUGAAAAUCUGCUAGGUUGGAGGAGGCAGGGAGUAAAAGGGAAGGGCAGAAUAGAAAUUGCCAGCUCUUUGCUUUGAUAUCUUCUUGUCUGAACAGACUUCCUGCUGCUACAAGCAAGGAUUUAGAGGUUUGGAAACAGAGAGAGGAAGCUGACAGGAUGCUUUUCGACUUAAGCAACCCAGCCCUGAUACAUACAUUGCAGGGCAGGACUGAUUUGGCCCUACCUCUUGAAAAGCAUUUUCUGGAGGAGGCCUAUGCCCUAAAAUCAGCACCUGGAUACUGAGAUGUGUGGGGACUGAGCUGGAUUUAGGUGUGUUUCUAGGAGUGCCCACAGUUUGAGGCCUGUUUUAACAGUGUUGCCCUUAGCAGUUGUAGGAGUGAUAUGCUGGUGACUAAUACGUGUUUCUGAUUUCUAGAAUGUUUCUUUCCUUCGACAUGGCUCACUGUCACUGCCUGGUGGGAACUGUCUCGCGUCCGUACCGCUGUCACUUGGUGACGCAGUGCCCUCUGCUGGUCCCAGGUCACAGGAGUUCUACAGAGCCUGCCACCUCCCUUGAAGUGAGCGGGAAGGACUUCCUGCAGGCACAUCCAAAUUGGUUAAUCUGCAAAAUGGGGUCAAAUUGCAAGAAUACCUCUUCUAUUCUAAAGACAAGUCCAAAAUGUAGAACAAAUUACCUAUUCUUCGUUAUGUCUUUGUCAUCUUAUGUAUUUUUGUAUCAUUUUUAUCAGCUGAACUUGGCAAUACCUUUCUGAUUAACUUCAGUUCUCAAUCCAAAAUCAAAGUCCUGUUUCUUGUUAAACUCUCCCUGCUUGUCAUUGACUUUAGGAUUAAAGACCACAGUUCUGGUGUUGCUAGUGGAAACGGGACUAGGGAAAUGAAAGACAGCCUGGAUAAGUUACUCUGACUCAGCCAUGUCUGGGUAGAAGUUUCAUAUUAGAAAGGGUGGAAGCCUAGAGAGAGCUGCUCUUUUGUGUGGAGCACUGACAUUGCGUGUGUGAGUUGCUGUUAAUGCAGAAUGCAAAAGCAUCCGUGGAAAGGUCCUGGCUUGUAACUGAGCCUAACACCGAGAGUUUCAAAAAUUUAACCAUUCUCCCAGAUUAUGGUAGAUUCCCUUGAGGAAGAGAAGCUGAAUUUUUUAGAGAGUAAGCACUGAGUGAUUUUUCAGGCAGGCUUUUCAGGAAUCUGUGUUUCAAAACUUUUAUACUUAUGGUUUAUAAUCAUUUUUAUGCCCAGUGCUAGGAAAAGUACAUUGAAUUGAACAUAAGAAAUAUGGCUGCAGAUGUUGUAGUAGAGUUUAUGAAGCACUUCAAGAAUCUGGAGAAGCAGCUGGGCUCGUUUCACUGACAACAGUGUGUUGAUGCUGGGAAUUAACUAGGAAACAUGAAUACCAGCUAAAGAGGUUAAGUAGGAGCUCAACCUACACAAAACAAAAAAGAAGUUCUUUUGCUAGAAGCCAUGUCAAAAAUUACAGAACAACUGGGAAGCUCCUGCUUUCUCCAAAGAAGGAAGGGGUCCUCCAUGAUCUUAGGGUAACUAGAAGACUCACUUGUUUUUGAAUUGGAUUGGCAUUACUGGCAUAUGUAUCUUAUAUGGGUUGUCUUGUUAAUCCUGGGAGUUGUCUGUUGGUUUACAUGGGCUGAGUAGACCCUUGCCUGCAGGUGCUGGUACCUCUGACUAUUGAGGAUAAAAGUUAUUUUGAAUGCUGUGCUGAUCUAGUUAAAGAACUAAAGAAGUUUUAUUUUGAUUUGAUAGGUCAUUUCCCCCUGGUUCUAUUGAUGAUAUGAUUACAACACAAGACACAUGUUUCUUCAUAUUGAAAAUAACAUACCAGAUGUGUAUGCCACCUGUGACCUAGUGUACAUAGGGGGUAUGAAUGCCUUGGGAAUAGGUAAUAAAAUGAAUCCUAUGCAUUAACCAGGGAGUCUAUCUCUCUGCACCAGAAGGACCUCCCAUAACUUCAAAUAAACACUUUAAAUGCACCAGUAAGAUGAAGAUUGGUGAAUUCUGUUUUAUUAAAUGAAUGCAAAAGCUGGAGGAUCUCAUUAAGGGAAUGCUUGCAGUGGUGAUUUGUGAUUUAUAGGGAAGCUGCUUUUGAGAGGUUAGUGAAGAAAAAUGCAUCCCAUGCAGGGAAAGAUAUAUUGCCUGAGAGAGGAAAUGUAUGAUCCAAUUAGCUAGCAGUAGGGAUUCACCCGCUGCCCCUUUCCCUCUUCCACAGGCCAUAAAUACAAUUGGAAAAGAAGUGGUGUCUAAAGCAUGUUGUCCAACUUGCUUUUUACACGACUAUUUCAAGCACUAAUGUAGACACAGUUUAAUGUCCUUCAAAAGGGUGUGUUUGACAAUAACCAUCCAACCCUGCAUUUUAAAAGCAAAAUAUGUUGUCCUUCCUGCCUCAUGUGCUAUAUAAUACCAGCAUGAUGCAGGUGGUGCUUGUUGCUAUUUUCCUGGCUUAUUUGUGACCUUGAUUGUAGAGGUCAGUAGUGAAAGAGUAGGAAGAGAACACGAGAGCCAGACGUGGGAAGGCUGUGGAAAAUAGUUUUGUGUCUGUGUGAAGGAGUUCAGGGUGGUGAGUACGUGAGCUGGGCAAGCAGGAUGAGUAAGAAUCUGAAGCCAUUAUUAAGUUUCUCUUACUGUAUUUACAAACUGUUGUGGUCACAUCUGUAGGGUGAGAAUGUGUGUUUGCUGCCUACAGCCUUAGCAUCAGUCUGAAUUACGAGCGCUGUGGAGAACAGUGGGAGGAAGACAGAAAGCCUCUCUGCUGACCAGGAAGCUUGUUGUCUUCUUACAGCUCCCCUGCUUUGUCCAGCUGUGCAGUGCUGCAGGUGCUCGGCAUGAGCAUUACAACACAGAAAAGACCCAACUCAACCAAACUGAAAUGUCAAAAGAAGGGGGAGGAAACAAACAGGCCUUUAACUGUUUUUAAUAGAUAUGUAGUCCUUUUUCCUGCUUGCAUGUUUGAUUAGGCAAAACCAUUUCUUUCUUCCUUGGAGCCCCUCAUUCCUGCCUUUCCUGUGGUCCUCGUGGUUUUGCUCAGAAUCCCUGUUAUACUUGUGCCCUGCUUUACUUAGCUUGAUACAUCACCAGCUGAUUUUUUUUUUAUCCUUCUAAUUUCUGCAUUAUCUAUUCCUGAGGCUGCAAGACAUUUCUUCUUAGAUAGAUUAAUAGAAGAAAGAAAACAAAAGUGGAAUUUUUAGUCAAAUUGUCUUGAAAGAAAGAACCUUAAGAAGCUGUCUGACAUUUUGAAAUUUUACUGGAAAUUCAUUUGUGUAAAGUUGUCAUAUUAAAGAUGCUUUAAUGGGUUUGUUUUGUCUUGCCAGACUACUGUGCAGUGAAAUGCAGGAUGUAAAAUUCCAGAAAGAUCAGGUUUUAUUGUGGGAGUAAUAGGAGUUUCAAAGCUGAUCCUACUGUGAUAAGAUCUGUUCAGUCUUAACAAUGGAGUGGUCACUGCUGUUCAUAAUAAAGCAUUAAAUAUACUGAAA
This is a messenger RNA of Neopelma chrysocephalum (saffron-crested tyrant-manakin), 4339 nucleotides long. It is a transcript of the gene IFT27, whose product is annotated as intraflagellar transport 27. The record is from RefSeq and is a predicted model, not a curated record. Gene Ontology annotation, molecular function: GTP binding; GTPase activity. Lineage: Eukaryota; Metazoa; Chordata; Aves; Passeriformes; Pipridae. The coding region runs from base 90 to 650 and encodes 186 amino acids. The transcript has 7 exons. Gene Ontology annotation, cellular component: Golgi apparatus.